Molecule: messenger RNA, 1524 nt
Organism: Panthera uncia (snow leopard)
Lineage: Eukaryota; Metazoa; Chordata; Mammalia; Carnivora; Felidae
Gene: HADH
Product: hydroxyacyl-CoA dehydrogenase
Exons: 9
Coding region: 97-1041 (314 amino acids)
Biological process (GO): fatty acid beta-oxidation
Cellular component (GO): mitochondrion
Molecular function (GO): NAD+ binding; (3S)-3-hydroxyacyl-CoA dehydrogenase (NAD+) activity
Source: RefSeq, a predicted model, not a curated record
CCCCCCCUCAGAGGUCAGUUCGCUGCUAGUCCUCGCGCGGCGGAAAACUUCGGCGGGUGUAGUCUCUGUUGCCGCCUUUGCCUUCGUCUCUGCAGCAUGGCUUUCGUAACCCGGCAGUUCGUGCGCUCUGUGUCCUCCUCAUCCACUGCCUCAGCCUCGGCGAAGAAAAUCAUCAUCAAGCACGUGACGGUUAUCGGAGGUGGGCUAAUGGGCGCCGGCAUCGCCCAGGUUGCUGCAGCAACUGGCCACACGGUAAUGUUGGUGGACCAGACAGAGGACAUACUAGCAAAAUCUAGAAAGGGGAUUGAGGAAAGCCUUAGGAAAGUGGCCAAGAAGAAGUUUGCAGAAAACCCCAAGGCGGGUGAUGAAUUUGUGGAGAAGACCCUGAACAGCAUAUCAACCAGCACGGAUGCAGCAUCUGUGGUCCACAGCACAGACCUGGUGGUGGAGGCCAUCGUGGAAAACCUGAAGGUGAAGAACGAGCUCUUCAAGAGGCUGGACAAGUUUGCCUCUGAACACACAAUCUUUGCCAGCAACACUUCCUCUCUGCACAUCACAGACAUAGCCAAUGCCACCACAAGACAGGACCGAUUCGCCGGGCUCCAUUUCUUCAACCCAGUGCCCAUGAUGAAGCUUGUGGAGGUCAUAAAGACACCAAUGACCAGCCAGAAGACAGUUGAAUCUCUGAUAGACUUCAGCAAAGCCCUGGGAAAGCAUCCUGUUUCUUGUAAGGACACUCCUGGGUUCAUUGUGAACCGUCUGCUGGUGCCAUACCUCAUGGAAGCGAUCAGGCUGCAUGAACGAGGUGAUGCAUCCAAGGAAGACAUUGACACCGCGAUGAAGCUGGGGGCUGGGUACCCCAUGGGCCCAUUUGAGCUUCUCGAUUACGUGGGCCUGGAUACUACGAAGUUCAUCAUUGACGGGUGGCAUGAAAUGGAUGCAAAGAACCCCUUGUUUCAGCCCAGCCCGUCCUUGAAUAAGCUGGUAGCUGAGAACAAGCUUGGCAAGAAGACCGGAGAAGGGUAUUACAAAUACAAGUGAGGCACAGCUUCUCUGGCUCCGGGAAGAACCCCCAGUUGCCUGGAUUCAUUCACUUUGGAAAAGGGACAGCACUUCCUCCCAGUGCGUGCUGUGUUCAUCACUGCCACGUGGGAGAGGAACGAGCCACUGGACACGUGUGUGCUGUGCCUGUGAAUGCUGUGCUGAGCGGCACAUGCAUCCUGCCUUUAUGAGGACGUGUGCUACCUGCAGCUUCAGGCCUUACCCUACGUUUUGGGCAUAAGAUGUCACGUCUUUAUUCAGCUCAUCCUGUUGGAUUGUGGGAAUACCUCCAUGUGUUUGUUUGCAGGAAGAGGUUUCAUUCACAUCCAAAGUCUGAAUGAUUACUGUCUGUCUCUUUUUUUCCCCCCAUGAGAAAUCGUUGCUGCAAACUGCCUGUAAAUUGAUUCUAAUAAAAUGCAGUCUUUUAAUCGGUGAAAAUUUGAAUUGAAAUAAAUGUGUGUAUAAUUUUAAAGUCGUAACAUG